ACUGGCAAUGCACCUGAACGACCAGAGCAUCUUCUGGAAUCGAGCCAGCGCCUCUUGGGUGGCCACAGGAUCCCUUCGCUGUCUUGCCCGUAGCCAAUUCUCUAUUUACACCACUUCGCAGACUUGUCACCUGAGCGCGCCUCCUUGUACUACCACCGUCACCCCAGCGAUCGCCACGAGUGGUCCGCAAGCGGAGCCGCCGCGCAACUGACGUGCUUCCACCACGCGACCAGAUUAUUGUACGACAUUGUACAUUACACAUUGCACACCCAUCCUUUGGCCUUUCAGUACAGUUCACAAUGGGCAAGGGCUCGAGCAAAACGAGCACCAAGGUGCUGCCGCUCAUCCCCCUCGCACCUCCGCUCGCCGUCCUUCCCGGUACGACCGUCAAGAUCCCCAUCACGAACCGUCCCGACGUUGCCGCCAUCCUCGCCAAGAUCUACAGCAUCAGCCCGACGGCAAAGCCCGAUGCCUCCAUCACUGUCGCCUGCGUGCCUCUCAACUCGAACACCAUCAGCCCCAUCGACGGACAGCUGAUGCUCGAGGACUCCGAGCGCGGCGACAAGACGAUCUACGAGAGCGACCCGGUGCAGGCGACUAAGAGGGAUAUAUUCGGAUAUGGAUGCAUUGCAAAGGUCACUGGCGUACAGGGCCGGCGACAGGGUGACCUGAGCCUGGUUGUCGAGGGACUGGAGCGCGUGCGCAUAGUCGACGUCGUGCAGGAGCGCCCGUACUUCGAGGGCGACCUGGCCGCCGUUGAUGAGUACAUCAACGUUGUCGACGAGGAGCUCGAGGAAAGGUUCAACCGCCUCAAGCAACUGUCGCGUGAGCUGCUUGCUCUCGUGCGUCUCUCUGCAAUCCUGCCGCGCAUGCCUACCGUCACACUGUCGCCGAUCGUCGCACGCAGGCUAGAGCUGUACAUCUCUCGCAAGGAUCUGUCCGAGGCUGGCUCGCUGGCCGACUUCAUGGCCAACAUUGUCGAAUGCUCUCACGAGGAGAAGCUGCGUGUGCUGGCAGCGAUUGAUGCCAGAGACCGAGUUGACCGCGUCAUUGAGAUCCUCCAGCGCCAGAUCACGAACAUCCAGGGCAGCACACGCAUUAUAGUCACAACACAACAAGCCCCCAGCGGCAACUUCGACGUCGAUCAGCUGCGACGGAUACAACAGCAGGCCCUGAUCAAGCGGGGCAAGAUGGGCGACGGCAAGCUGCCCGGCUUCACCGGAGGUUUCCCUGGUGGCUCCCAGCCGCAGGGCGAGGAGGACACAAACGAGAUUGAUGAGCUCAAGAAACGUCUGCAGGACGCUCAGUUGUCGGCUGAGGCUGACAAAGUGGCCCAACGAGAGCUGCAGCGUCUGCAGAAGAUGAACCCGGCGCAGGCCGAGUACACAGUUAUCAGGAACUACCUCGACAAUCUUGCCGAAAUUCCAUGGACGAAGAUGACCCUCGAUCAACUCGACGCAGGGACACUCGUCAAGGCGCGGAAGCAGCUUGAUGAUGACCACUACGGUCUUGACAAAGUCAAGAAGAGGCUGCUAGAGUAUCUGGCUGUGCUCAAGCUCAAGGAGCAAGCCAAUCGCAGCAUUGACGACCAGAUCCGCGCUCUAACCGAGGGCCCCACACCCGAUGGUGAGCAACAUGAGCAACAUGAGCAUGCCGAUGAUACACAGCUGCAGCCCACCAAGGAGCAAUCCGAAGAAGAGAAGCAACUGCUCGAAAGGAAGCGCAUGGUUGACAAGUCGCCCAUUCUCCUGCUUGUCGGCCCCCCAGGAGUAGGAAAGACAUCACUGGCCAAGUCAGUCGCUAGUGCACUUGGCCGCAAGUUCCACCGCAUUUCACUGGGUGGUGUUCGCGACGAGGCAGAGAUUCGUGGUCACCGCAGGACAUACGUUGCAGCCAUGCCUGGGCUCAUCGUCGGUGGACUGAAGAAGGUGGGCGUCGCCAACCCUGUCUUCCUCCUGGACGAGAUUGAUAAGCUGUCUGGCGCAAACCACAACGGCGACCCUAGCGCGGCCAUGCUCGAAGUCUUGGAUCCAGAGCAGAACCACACCUUCACAGAUCACUACGUCAAUAUUCCCAUUGAUCUUUCCAAGGUUCUAUUCAUCGCCACUGCCAACUCCCUCGAUACGAUUCCAGCACCACUUCUCGACCGCAUGGAGACCAUCGAGCUAUCCGGCUACACUACAAUCGAGAAGCGUCAUAUCGCCGCUCGCCAUCUCAUCCCCAAGCAAAUCAUCACCAAUGGUUUGCGCCAGAAGGACCUUGAAAUCCCUACCGACGUCCUCGACAAGAUCAUCACAGCCUAUACACGCGAAUCUGGCGUGCGCAAUCUCGAGCGCGAAAUUGGCUCUGUUUGCCGCAGCAAAGCCGUUGAGUACGCAACUUGCGCCGACACCGAUACACUCGCCACGUACACACCCGUCGUGACCCUCGCCGACGUCGACGCAACCCUGGGCAUCGAGAAGUUCGCCGAAGAACUGACAGAACAACAAUCCCGCCCAGGCGUUAUCACCGGCCUCGUCGCCUACUCCUCUGGCGGCCAAGGCUCUAUCCUCUUCAUCGAGAUCGCCGACAUGCCCGGGUCAGGCCGCGUCCAGCUCACCGGCAAACUCGGCGACGUGCUCAAGGAAAGUGUCGAAGUAGCACUGACCUGGGUCAAGGCGCAUGCCUUCGACCUCGGCCUCGCCGACGCCGGCGUCGACAUCAUGAAGAACCGCAGCAUCCACGUGCACUGCCCUAGCGGCGCGAUUCCCAAGGAUGGGCCCAGCGCUGGCAUCGCCCACACAGUAGCCCUCAUCAGCUUGUUCAGCGGGAAACCAGUGCCGCCUACACUCGCCAUGACCGGUGAGGUCAGUCUGCGCGGUAGAGUCCUGCCCGUCGGCGGUAUCAAGGAGAAGCUCAUCGGCGCCAUGCGUGCGGGCGUUGAGCGCGUGCUGCUCCCCGAGGGCAACAGGAAGGAUGCGCGGGAUCUGCCCGAUGAAGUCAAAGAGGGCCUCAAGAUUGAGUUCGUGGGGCAUAUUUGGGAGGCGCUUGGGCUGGUGUGGCCAGAGCGCUGGGAGGGCGCCGUUGGCGUCAGCGAGUCCAGGCUGUAAUUGUCUACGCUGUUUGUUGUUCGGUUUGUUUGGAUUUAGCGUUAGCAUUAUUUUGGAAUCUACUCACAUGAAAUUCUCU
Molecule: messenger RNA, 3168 nt
Organism: Boeremia exigua
Lineage: Eukaryota; Fungi; Ascomycota; Dothideomycetes; Pleosporales; Didymellaceae
Product: ATP-dependent protease-like protein La
Exons: 1
Coding region: 300-3089 (929 amino acids)
Biological process (GO): protein quality control for misfolded or incompletely synthesized proteins; protein processing; protein catabolic process
Cellular component (GO): peroxisomal matrix
Molecular function (GO): ATP-dependent peptidase activity; serine-type endopeptidase activity; ATP hydrolysis activity
Source: RefSeq, a predicted model, not a curated record